This is a messenger RNA of Polypterus senegalus (gray bichir), 3464 nucleotides long. RefSeq names its product ring finger protein 115 (gene rnf115). NCBI's taxonomy places the organism in Eukaryota, Metazoa, Chordata, Cladistia, Polypteriformes, Polypteridae. The record is from RefSeq and is a predicted model, not a curated record. The coding region runs from base 46 to 891 and encodes 281 amino acids. The transcript is spliced from 9 exons. Gene Ontology annotation, biological process: positive regulation of DNA-templated transcription; ubiquitin-dependent protein catabolic process; protein ubiquitination. Gene Ontology annotation, cellular component: cytoplasm; nucleoplasm. Gene Ontology annotation, molecular function: ubiquitin protein ligase activity.
ACAGCUUUUACCUCCCACCCCUCCCCCUACUCAGUCAGCGUAAAGAUGGCGGAGGCUGCGGCUGUUGAACAACAUCGUUUCUUUUGCCACUGCUGUAAGGGAGAAGUGAGCCCUAAAUUGCCGGAAUACAUAUGCCCUAGAUGUGAAUCUGGAUUUAUUGAAGAAGUCACUGAUGACUCCAGUUUCCUUGAAGGAGGUGCCAGUGGGAUCAGUGAUGAGGCUGCCACACAUUUUGCAGAGCUAUGGCAUCUCUUAUUUGUGGAUCGCCCUUUUUCUAUGGAUCCUGACAGAGACUUAACAGAAAGGCAACCGCUGCCCAGCAGUGAAUACUGGACUUCAGGACGUACUACCAGAUUGCAGACGCAGAGGCGAUACCGUUCAAGAGGGACAACUAGGCCUGAUCGAUCUCCAGCAGUUGAAGGGAUAGUACAACAGUUUCUGGCAAGUCUGUUUGCAAACUCUGGGGUACCUGGUUCUCCACCACUGUCAUGGACUGGGAUGCUCCACUCUAACCCUGGGGACUACGCAUGGGGACAAGGUGGUCUUGAUGCUGUUAUAACUCAAUUACUAGGACAGUUUGAGAACACGGGUCCACCUCCAGCAGAGAAGGAGAAGAUUUCGUCACUACCAACAGUACAUGUUUCACAAGAUCAAGUCGAUUCAGGUUUAGAAUGUCCCGUGUGCAAGGAGGAUUACAGACAAGGUGAAGAAGUUCGGCAGUUACCAUGCAAUCACUUUUUUCAUAGCACAUGCAUUGUGCCUUGGUUAGAAAUGCAUGAUACAUGUCCUGUGUGCAGAAAAAGCCUCAGUGGUGAGGACUCCACGCGGCAGUCUUUAGAUGCCACAAGUCUGAACAGUGAAGGAAGACCACAGGAAAGGUGGUCGUUUUAAAGGCCCAUCCACCUUAACUGCUUUUGCCACUCAUAAUGUAAAAAAAAGAAAAGAAAAUUCAGAAUUAUAAAAUACCAGAAUGCAUUUAUGAAAGCAUACUGGAGAUGUAUAGGGCUGUUGUGUUACUGAGACUUACACUAAGCUGGCAGCAUCUACAACCAGCAAUUCAGUCCAAAAAAAAAGAAAAAAAAAAAGUAAAUGCAGCCACAGACUUGGGGUUGAUGUCUUAGUCUGGAAUGCUCGCUUGUAGCUGGAACAUGAAAAGGCCAAACUUUUUAAAGUGGUAGCUGUCUAAUAUGUAUGAUAUAUACUUAAAACAAGGUCUGGCUGGUGGGAAUCCUAGGAAGACUUAUUGAAGUUCCUGCAGUGAAUGAAAGAAGCCUUGAGCUGGAUAAAUUGCUGCCAUUUCUUGUUAGGAUUUUAUUUAUGCAUUUUCUGUAUAAAAAUCACUUUUCUGCAUUCCUGUUUAUCAUCAUAGUUAAAAUCUGAAAGCAUACUUUAUGGACCAAGUAUUGUAACUUUGUUUUAAUAUCAUGGCAUGCUCUCAUGGGGCUAUAUGUCUUGCUUUUGGCAUUUGCUUUCUGGUUUUCAUUCCAUCUAAGCUCCUACUGUGUAAAAAUUAUCAUCCUAACUAAUUUUAAAUAUUUUCCCUUUGAAAUUAUGGUUUCAAUUAUAAUCUCUCCAUACACUGAGAAGGAAAGAAGAUAUUUUCUGUUUGUGUGUAUAAUAUGCAUCUUUUACACCCUAUGUACUGGGACAUUUAACCAAUAGGAUGAAUUUUAAAGGGUGUAAAAUCAGAAUGCUGCUUCUGAAAUACUGAAGAUACCAGAAUGGGGUUUCCAUAAUCCAGAGCUAGUUUGUAAACCAUCAGCCUAGUAUCUUUUUUUUUUUUUUUAAUGUUGCGUUGUCUUUGCUUCUCUUCAUUGAGGUAGGAAUGUUAUACAUAGGUAGGCGGAUGAUGUUACUGACACAGGACUUCUUCCUAUAAAGAAUGUGUUUGUAACAGCUCUUUCAUUGAAAGUAAUUGUAAAACUAACAUCACUAAAACUUAAGAAAAAAUUCCUUCAAAUUAUAUUGGAAAUAAAACCAGAUUAUUCACUUGUUCCAAUUAAAAUUAUGAUUUCUUGGUCUUGACAAAUAAUAUCUUUGUGUCUUGUAUUGCUGACACUUUUCUUUGAAAAAGUAUGCUAUAGUUAAUGCUAAUAACCUUUUUCCUUUUAAUGGAGAAUGGCACAAAUGCCAUAAUAAAUUAUUCAAGAAGGUGUUUAAGUAAUAGUUAACACGGAAGAAAUUAAACCUUAUUAUAAAUUGGUCUUGUAUAAACCGUUAUUUAUCAGUGUCAUUAAAUGCCCUGCUUCUGUUUUAGUAAAGGUAUGGUAUUUUAAGCUACUAGUUAUAUUAAAAAGGUCUGACAGAAUGAUUAAGUAGUUAGCAGAUAUGCUAGUUGGCUUUUCUUAGGACAAUAGAAAAAUUUUACUUCCCUUAGCAAUAGCAGUAUAUUUCCAUUAAGCAAAUGUCUGUCCCCUAAAUGCACAAUUGGUUAACGUUAUACAUGUUCUCUUAAAAACAUUAUUUAGUAAUAACUUACCUCUGUUUUUUUUUCUGUUAAGUCACUUACUUAUGUACAGUGCUGUGAUUUUGUUAUACUGAAUGUUAAAUUUGAUCAUUAUCUGUCAUAUUCUUUGUCAGGAGCAUCCCAACCACCCAGAAAAGACAAGAAACCCAUAAUUCUUUUUCUUUAAUGUUUGGCUUUUAGAUUAUAUUGACAUUGCCAGCAGUGUAUUGCUCCUAGUAUUAUUAAAAAAAAAAAAAAAAAUUGCAGUCCUUUGUACCUUUCACUCUGUUUGGCUAUAAAAGGAACAUGCCAACAUGCAGGCUGUUGUCUUUCAUGGCAUUGUGUUGGAUCCUAUUUGUCUCCAUCCUGUUUUCCAGUGGAUUUCUUCUAUCCAUGCAAUUCUUGUAGAAGAAAGAAUCCAACAUACUAUUCUUUUUUUUUUUUUCUUUUCUUUCAGGCAAGGCAUUCAUAAAACCACAAAAAGUACCACAAUUGUUGUGGCCUCUACCAUGUACUUGGCUAGUCAUAGCAAGAAAGCAGCAAUUAAGACAUCUUUUUGUAUUAGUUUUAAUUGUACGUUAUGUAUUCUCAGAUAUUAGAUUUACACCUGGAAGAAACAAGUACCAGCUGGUUUCCUUCUCAUCUAGUUCUAAUCAAGGCAGCAUUUGCCUUUCAGUUUCCAUCUUUGCUAUUAUCAUAUGAUUUAUUUAUUUUGCCAACAUAAUUGGAAAUAUUCAAUCAUCUGUAUUAAUCCUGACUGGCACAGUAUUGCAAUGAUGCUUCUGCCUCAUACAGUAACUCUAGUUUUGCCCCAGCUUAGUUUGUAUUGCAGUAUGCUUCCAUAUUUUACAAACCCAUACAAUAGGUUAAUCCUUAAUUUUUCUAACAUUGUACAUGCUGCUACCAAGAUAGGCCUUGGUUUCUUGUGAAUCUAAAGGAGUAAACUGUUCAGGAAAUUGAAUUGGAUGUAUUUUAACUGUUCAUGGAAGAAAUAAAUAAAUGAAAUUGACAUUUUGCA